Messenger RNA from Staurois parvus, 851 nucleotides. The record is from the annotation of a GenBank genome assembly. NCBI's taxonomy places the organism in Eukaryota, Metazoa, Chordata, Amphibia, Anura, Ranidae.
UGAUGGACAAUCAGCCGCCCCUCACAUCACCGGAUGGAUCCAGUCAUGGGAACCCACCAGAGAGAUGUCCUCGUCCUCUGUAUUCCUGGGAUUCCACACAGGAAGGUCACACCAUCCCUCACCAUCAUCAGGUAGAUAGAUCCAGUUAUGGGAACCCACCAGAGAGAUGUCCCUGUCCUCUGUAUUCCCGGGAUUCCACACAGGAAGGUCACACCAUCCCUCACCAUCAUCAGGUAGAUGGAUCCAGUAAUAAAAGGGAACCCACCAGAGAGAUGUCCCUGUCCUCUGUAUUCCCGGGAUUCCACACAGGAAGGUCACACCAUCCCUCACCAUCAUCAGAGUGGAAACCUGAGAGAUCCUAAAGUUAAGGUGGUGAAGAGAUAAAAGAGGAGGAGUCAAAGAGGAUCUGAUGAGGAUGGGGUGAUGGAGGAGUCAGAGUUUUUAAAUGUAUAUAAAGAUCUGUCCAGAGUAGGGCGGGGACCAUGGUGGAGCCGUCCAGCUACAGGAACCCACCAGAGCUGAUGUCCCCGUCCUCUGUAUUCCCGGGAUUCCACACAGGAAAUCACACCAUCCCUCACCAAUUCAUGGUGAAGAUCUGAUAAGAUGAAAAGUUGUUUAGGGUGAAGUAUAAGGACGUAUGUGAGGGAUGAUCAGCAAUAUUACGGAGGAGGCGGAAAUGAUGCAGGACAUUCAAAAAGGAGGACACUCCUACAGAGAUCAGCACAGUCCAUGGCCGGGAAAUGAGGAAAACCUCCGAGGAUUGUCUCACUUUGUCUCCAGACUGGAAAGUAGAAGAUGAGGACAUCACACAGUAUAGUCCAGGAGAAAACCCGGCUCCCUCCAUGGUCCAU